This is a messenger RNA of Neohortaea acidophila, 4553 nucleotides long. RefSeq lists its product as uncharacterized. Gene Ontology annotation, molecular function: UDP-glycosyltransferase activity; hexosyltransferase activity. The coding region runs from base 303 to 4475 and encodes 1390 amino acids. NCBI's taxonomy places the organism in Eukaryota, Fungi, Ascomycota, Dothideomycetes, Mycosphaerellales, Teratosphaeriaceae. Gene Ontology annotation, biological process: carbohydrate metabolic process. The record is from RefSeq and is a predicted model, not a curated record. The transcript has a single exon.
GCUGGGCCUCACUCUUCCAAUCUAUCGCUGUGCCUCUUCUUCCCCACUCACCACCCUCUCACCAUCCAGCAAUGUGUCAUCCAUCAGAGCGCACAUCUGUCCGCUCGUGGAUCACACUGCCACCCAACAUGUAGCACCAUCUCGCCGGCAAUUGAUUAGACAUCCAGGUGCAAGAUAGCUAGCCCGCGCGUGGUGUAGGUGACAUUUGGAGGAGCAUUAACAGGCCUCACCCACCGUUCGCCAGCCGCUUACCUUUCGACACGCUCCAUAUCCGUCCCACGCGCGUGGUAGCCAAGCCCACCAUGGAUUCCGCCGCACAAAGUCUCGUCAUACCUCCUCCAGAUAGGCAAACGAUGCCCCCGCCAAAGAAGCGUCGUGCAUACAGCCUGGAGAUUCCUCAGCGCUUCAUGGUUGAUGAAGAAGAGGAGGAAGUGAUGGUCGACGAUGCUGCAAGACCAGAUCAGGCGCACCCGGAGACGUUUGUGCAACAGUCAAUGUACGGUGUCAUCGCUGCCGCUCACAGCAAGGGCACCGUCCGCCCGGGCUUCCACCCAGAGGACAGUGGCAGCGAUACAGACACCGAUGCAGAGGGCGCCAGGAGGAACAGCAGAGACUUGGCACACGUAGCACGCCCGGGCUCGAGUGCAAGAUCAAGUCUGGACGAGAGGCGGGAAAGACACCGUCAAGCACUGCCCUCCCGGCAUCGCAAGAGCCACACCGCAGGAGGCACAACAUCGCGUUCCGCUGCGGCUACGAAUUCAGGCGACACCAUGUCCGAAUCACAAAUCCUCCCUUCUCGGCCUCGCCCAGCUUCCUCUCUUGCGUCUGCAUCUCCACAAAACACACCCAUCCUAGAUCGUAAGAUCCAAGCCCGGGCAAAAGCAGAAAUGGAGUCUUCGGCCGCUCCAAGUACCCUCAAAGACGAUCAGGAAGCGGUGAAGAAUGCAUCCCGGGCUCCCGUGGCUUUACCCAAUGCUCUCGCCGAGAUCUUUCACUUCGACGAGCCCGAAGAUGUUGUAGCCGAGUACGCAUGCUGGUAUCUUCAGAGUGCCCUGCUCCAGGGCUACAUGUACAUUACCCAGAAGCACGUAUGUUUCUACGCCUAUCUCCAGAAGAAAGGCAAUGUCAUCAAAUCUGGACAUCUCGGCAAGCAAGGCAGACGCAACCCGCACUUCCGCCGAUAUUGGUUCACUUUGAAGGGCGACAUCCUCUCGUAUUUCAGCAAUGCAUCAGACCUUUAUUUCCCCAGAGGAUCUAUUGAUCUGCGAUACGCCAUCGCGGCGGAACUCUCAGUCGCCGAGUCAGGCCUGGAAGACGAUGCCGCAACGCCAUUCACCAUCACCACCGAAAAGCGUUCCCACCACUUCCGAGCGGACACCGCCACCGCUGCAAAAGAAUGGGUCAGGCAGCUACAAAGAGUAAUCUUUCGCUCACACAAUGAUGGCGACAGUGUCAAGAUUGCCAUACCGCUCGAGAACAUUGUGGAUGUUGAGCCGACUUCCACCAUCGAACAGGCAGGUACCGUGAAGUUACGCGUGGUCGAUGGCGACGAGACUUAUGCGGUCGACGAGUACUUCUUCACCUUCUUCAAUCACGGAAAAGACGCAUUGAGUGUCUUGACAAUCAUGACGCAAGGCAAUCACCAAAAGCACCUUUCAGAUGAGGCCCCCGUAUCUUCGUCCAAGAGCACAUCAGUUGCCCAAAACACGUUGAGCAACCCUUUGGCAACCAGACCUCCACACCAAGAGCGUGAGUCAACGAAGUCCAAUCGUAAAUCAGCGGGCUUCAGUCCUCGCAAGCGUGCAGACAGUACCGCUAGUCAAUCAAGCCAAAGAUCUCAAUCACCGUCGGCAAAAGAAUCUUCGGAAUCGCUUGCGAGUGAGGAUAUUUCCGAGCUUGCAGGUGACGAGCAUGACGCCGGAAUGGACAUGACGGCGAGUCAGAUUUUGACAGCCCCCACGCUUCGUACGAGUCACUCCAAGCAUUCGGUGCAGCGGUCUGCAAUCGAUCGGCUUCGCCGCGAGGCUCAAAGCACAAGUAGCCCCAAGUCGGCGGCUGAUCUCUCUCGGGACGAACGGCCAUCGCACGGCAGAGAUGAGAGGGCGCCGACUCUUCCCCUCCAUGAUUCUGCUAUGCUCCCCCGGCAAUCCACCUCUGCCAGCAAGCAGCCACAAUCUCUGCCCGCCUUAUUCGACGCCACAUCCCAAGUCGUUGCUGCUCCGUUGCAACACGCCUACUAUAUAGCCGGCGCUGUGCGAGAUCAAGGAAAGCGGAUGGGAUCAUACCUCAGCAGCAGUCCGAAGACGUACUACGACAAGUUCUCGGGGGCCAUUGCUGGCGGCAAACGUCACUAUUCCGAGGCCGACGGGCUAGCAACCGAUGACCGCACGGCUGACCCAGAGCAAGACCUGGACACCGCUGAGCACGAGCGCCGAUUCCAAGAGCAUUUUGCCCUGCCGAGUACGGAGCGCCUCCGCGCCAUCUUCUACUGCUGGUUACACAGAGUUUUGCCAUUGUACGGGAAGAUAUAUGUUAGCGAUCGCAGACUGUGCUUUCGAAGUCUUCUUUACGGUACUCGAACGAAGCUCGUUGUGCCGUUCAGCGAUGUUGACAACGUCACCAAGGAGAGGGGAUUCAGAUGGGGCUACCCGGGUAUGGUGCUUGUCGUCAAAGGGCGCGAGGAGCUGUUCUUCGACUUUGGCUCGCGAGGCGUGCGCGACGAUUGUACCGUGACACUCUUAAGAGGUCUAGAUGUGGCGAGAGCGACUCUAGAAUCUCCCCACAUCUUGACUGAGGAAGAGAAACUGGACGCGGAGGAGGCUGCGGCGGAACACGAGCUUCUGCAAGACGCUCGCUCUGAGAAAACCAAAGGAGAUGGCUUGGCCAGGUCUGAAGCAAUCACCAAUCGGACGGAAGGGGAUGCUUCGAUACUUUUCGAUGAUCCAAACGCUUCCAUACUCGACUUUCGCCCCAAACAGCCGAUGCGAAUCACCUGCCUGACCAUCGGGUCAAGGGGCGAUGUGCAGCCGUAUAUUGCUCUUUGCAAAGGCCUUGCGGCACAAGGGCAUCACGUGAAGAUCGCAACGCAUGUGACAUUCCAACCCUGGAUUGAAGAGUACGGCAUUGAGUUUGCUCCCGUCGAUGGCGAUCCGGGCGAGCUGAUGCGCCUGUGCGUGGAGCUGGGCAUGUUCACGCCCGCCUUCAUCUACGAGACCGGCUCCUUCGCGCGAACCUGGCUGCAGAGGCUGCUCGGAACGGCGUGGCUGGCAUGUCAAAACUCCGAUCUCCUGAUCGAGAGUCCAUCAGCCAUGUGUGGUAUCCACAUCGCCGAGGCGCUCGGCAUCCCCUACUUCCGCGCGUUUACCAUGCCGUGGACGAGGACGCGCGCGUACCCGCAUGCGUUUGCCACGCCGAAUCAGAAGAUGGGCGGCCGGUACAAUUACAUGACGUACGUGCUGUUUGAGAAGAUCUUCUGGCAGAUGACGGCGGGCCAGAUCAAUCGCUGGCGGAGGAAGGAGCUGGGCCUGGGCCCGACCGAUCUCGGCAAGAUGCAGCUUAACAAGGUGCCUUUCUUGUACAACUUCUCGCCCAGCGUGGUCGUGCCGCCGCUGGAUUUCAGCGAUUGGAUCCGCGUCACUGGCUAUUGGUUCCUGGAUGAAGGAGAUACAUACACGCCGGAGCCUGAACUGAUCGAGUUCAUCCGUAAGGCGAAGGAGGACAAGGUCAAAUUGGUGUACAUUGGCUUCGGCUCGAUCCCCAUGGCCGACUCCGCGGGCAUGACGAAGCAGAUUAUCGAGGCAGUGCGCAAAGCCGACGUGCGAUGCAUCUUUUCCAAGGGCUGGUCCGACAUCUUCGACGGUGCUGAUUCCGACUCCUCUGCUGCUCCGGCUGCUGCUGCUCCGGUUCUCCCGCCUGAAAUCUACCAUAUCCGCGCCGCCCCGCACGACUGGCUCUUCAAGCAAAUCGACUGUGCCGUGCAUCACGGCGGCGCAGGAACGACUGGCGCGAGUCUACGAGCCGGCGUGCCGACCGUCAUCAAGCCGUUUUUCGGCGACCAAUUCUUCUUUGCGUCACGCGUCGAGGAUCUCGGUGUCGGCUUGCACGUUAAGAAAAUCACGCCGCUCACGCUGGGGAAAGCUAUCUGGUUGGCGUCGCAUGAUGAGCGCAUGCGCGGCAAAGCGCGUCGGCUGGGCGAGAAGAUUCGGCGGGAAGAUGGCGUUGGGACUGCGAUUAAUGCCAUCUAUCGUGAUCUUGAGUAUGCCCGGAGUUUGAUCAAGAAGCCUUCGGCCCAGGACGACAACCCUGCGGUCUUGGAGGGCGAGGGAGAAGAGGAGGAUGCGGAGGAAAGCUGGACAUUCGUUGACAACCAGAGCGAUGUGGAUGUCACGGAGUCACGUCGAGUCCGCAGCUCGGAGCAGGGAUAUGGUAGACUGGCUACUGGUUUGAGCUACAGGUUGCUUUCCGGCCGGCGUUGACGGAUUCGAUACGAUCGAUUUUAGCGCGGCGCUGCUUGUGUUUUGGGGCGUGUCUAUGAGGUUCAUGAUUAUUGGAAU